CGGAGCCGCCGCGGCCGGACCCGAUGCCGGCAGCUGGGCGCUGAGGGCGGCCCCGACAUGGGGGUUCUCAGCAUCACGGACCAGCCCCCUCUGGUCCAAGCCAUCUUCAACCGGGAUGUGGAGGAGGUUCGGUCGCUGCUCAAUCAGAAGGAGAACAUCAAUGUACUGGACCAAGAACGCCGGACCCCGCUCCAUGCUGCUGCCUACAUCGGAGAUGUUGCAAUCCUUGAGCUGCUCAUCCUGUCAGGUGCUAAUGUGAACGCCAAGGACACGGUGUGGCUCACGCCGCUGCACCGCGCCGCGGCCUCUCGCCACGAGAAAGCCCUCCACCUGCUCCUCAAGCACUCUGCAGACGUCAAUGCCCGUGACAAGCACUGGCAGACGCCGCUGCACGUGGCCGCUGCCAACAGGGCCACCAAGUGCGUGGAGGCGCUGGUGCCCCUGCUCAGCACCGUCAACGUGGCCGAUCGCACCGGGCGCACGGCGCUGCACCACGCCGUGCACAGCGGCCACAUCGAGAUGGUGAACCUGCUGCUGAACAAAGGUGCCAGUCCCAGCACGUGUGACAAGAAGGACCGGCAGCCCCUGCACUGGGCCGCCUUCCUGGGUCACCUGGAGGUGCUGAAGCUGCUGCUGGCGCGCGGGGCCGACGUGCUGUGCAAGGACAGGAAGGGCUACACGCUGCUGCACACGGCGGCUGCCAGCGGGCAGAUCGAGGUGGUGCGACACCUGCUCAGGCUGGGGGUGGAGAUCGACGAGCCCAACGCCUUUGGGAACACGGCGCUGCACACGUGUUACAUGGGGCAGGACGCGGUGGCCAACGAGCUGGUCAACGUGGGGGCCAACGUCAACCAGCCCAACGACAAAGGCUUCACCCCGCUGCACUUCGCCGCCGUGUCCACCAACGGCGCGCUGUGCCUCGAGAUCCUGGUCAACAACGGCGCCGAUGUCAACUUCCAGAGCAAGGAAGGGAAGAGCCCCCUGCACAUGGCGGCGAUCCACGGCCGCUUCACGCGCUCGCAGAUCCUCAUCCAGAACGGCAGCGAGAUCGACUGCGCCGAUCGCUUCGGGAACACGCCCCUGCACGUGGCCGCGCGCGACGGCCACGAGCUGCUCAUCAGCACCCUGAUGACCAACGGCGCCGACACCGCCAGGCGUGGCAUCCACGACAUGUUCCCCCUGCACCUGGCCGUGCUCUUUGGCUUCUCCGACUGCUGCCGCAAGCUGCUGUCCUCAGGGCAGCUGUACAGCAUCGUGUCCUCGCUGAGCAACGAGCACGUCCUGUCGGCCGGCUUCGACAUCAACACCCCCGACAGCCUGGGCAGGACCUGCCUGCACGCCGCGGCCUCCGGGGGGAACGUGGAGUGCCUGAACCUGCUGCUGAGCAGCGGCGCCGACCUGAGGAGAAGGGACAAGUUCGGGAGGACCCCCCUGCACUACGCAGCAGCCAACGGCAGCUACCAGUGCACGGUGACGCUGCUCACGGCCGGGGCCGCCGUCAACGAACCCGACGGGAAAGGCUGCACGGCCCUGCACUACGCGGCUGCCUCCGACACCUACCGCAGGGCAGAGACUCAUUCAGGAAGCAGCGAUGAGGAGCCCCUGAAGGAGUCCAGGCUGAAGGAGGCGUUUUUCUGUCUGGAAUUCCUGCUGGACAACGGUGCCGACCCCUCCCUGCGGGACAAGCAGGGCUACACCGCCGUGCACUACGCGGCCGCCUACGGCAACCGGCAGAACCUGGAGCUGCUGCUGGAAAUGUCGUUCAACUGCCUGGAGGACGUGGAAAGCACCGUCCCAGUCAGCCCUUUGCACUUAGCUGCCUACAACGGUCACUGUGAAGCUCUCAAGGCGCUGGCAGAGACGCUGGUGAACCUGGACGUGCGGGACCAGCAGGGCCGCACCGCGCUCUACCUGGCCACGGAGCGCGGCGCCAGCGACUGCGUGCAGGUGCUCACCAGCCACGGCGCCUCCGCCCUGCUCAAGGAGAGGAGGAGGAAGUGGACGCCUCUGCACGCUGCAGCUGCCAACGGGAACACGGAUUCCCUGCACCUGCUGAUCGACAGCGGGGAGCGCGCCGACAUCACCGACGUCAUGGACAUCCACGGCCAGACCCCUCUGAUGCUGGCCAUCAUGAAUGGACACGUGGAUUGUGUCCACCUGCUGCUGGACAAGGGCUCCACGGCCGACGCCGCCGACAAGAGGGGCCGGACGGCGCUGCACCGCGGGGCCGUGACAGGCUGCGAGGACUGCCUGGCUGCCCUGCUGGACCACGAUGCCUUCGUCCUGUGCCGCGAUUUCAAGGGCCGGACCCCCCUGCACUUGGCCUCGGCCUGCGGCCACCUGGAGGUGCUGAGGACGCUGCUGCAGGCGGCGCUGGCCACCGACCCGCUGGACUCCGGCGUGGAUUACAGCGGCUUCUCCCCCUUGCACUGGGCUGCUUACAGCGGGCACGAAGAUUGUCUGGAAUUGUUACUUGAACACAACCCGUUCUCGUACCUGGAGGGAAACCCCUUCACCCCCUUGCACUGUGCAGUAAUUAACAACCAGGACGGCACUGCCGAGAUGCUGGUGGAAGCAUUGGGUGCCAAGAUUGUUAAUAGCAGAGAUGCCAAAGGAAGGACCCCCCUUCACGCUGCUGCCUUCGCAGACAACGUCCAUGGUUUACAGCUGCUCCUGCGCCACCAGGCCGAGGUGGACACGGCGGACAAGCUGGGCAGGACCCCCCUGAUGGUGGCCUCAGAGCACGGGCACACGGCGGCUGUGGAGUUCCUGCUGUUCCAAGCUAAAGCAAACAUUACUGUGCUGGAUGUCAACAAGAACACAGCUCUUCACCUGGCCUGCAGCAAGGGCCAUGAAAAGUGUGCCUUGUUGAUCCUGGGGGAAACCCAAGACCUUGGCCUUAUCAAUGCAAGUAACAGUGCUCUGCAGAUGCCGCUGCACAUCGCGGCGCGGAACGGCCUGGCCUCCGUGGUGCAGGCGCUGCUCAGCCGAGGCGCCACCGUGCUGGCUGUGGAUGAAGAAGGCCACACGCCCGCCCUGGCCUGCGCCCCCAACAAGGACGUGGCCGACUGCCUGGCACUGAUCCUCUCCACCAUGAAGCCUUUCCCGCCCAAGGACGCGCUGGGCUCCUUCAGCUUCAACCUCCUGACGAACUGCGGCAUCGCGGCCAAGGCGGCGGCGGCCUGCGGGGCCCUCCCGAACGGCUCCUCCCGGCCCUUCCCGGCCUGCGGGGCCCUCCCGAACGGCUCCUCCCGGCCCUUCCCGGCCUGCGGGGCCCUCCCGAACGGCUCCUCCCGGCCCUUCCCGGCCUGCGGGGCCCUCCCGAACGGCUCCUCCCGGCCCUUCCCGGCCGAGCGCGGCGCCAUCGGCCUGGACGGCGUCUACUCGGAGUGAGCCCGGCCCGGCCGGACACAAGGAGCUGUUCAAUCCUCUUCUCCUGGCUGGAAUUUUUUUUUCUGGGCUCGGCAAUGAAAGGAGAUUUUAAAAAAUUAAACCAAAAAAAAACAAACAAAAAAAAAAUAAAAACCGCAAACCCCAUUUUUAAAAUAAAAAAAAAUUAAAAUUAAAAAAACCAAAAGGCCGAGGCUCACCUAAAACAUCAAAGGGAGUUCUGGAGCUGCCCUAAAAUCCUAAAAAAAUUCAAAUUUUGGAAUUUUGGGGUGAGGUUGGAGGGGGGGAAGCGUCUUUGAGGCAUCUGUAGCAACUCUGUGUCUUUAAUAUUCCUCCGUGUCAAUGCUGCACCUCUGUAUUUUAUGCACAUAAAUGUUCCUUUGAUGCCGACAGGACAAAAAAAAAAAAUUAAAAAAAAAAUUUAAAAAAAAUAUAUAAAAGACAAAAAAAAAAAAAAAUUUAACAAAAACCUCAUCAUCACCUGUCAGGUACAGCCUGUGCUGGUCCGUGUCUUGUCCCCGUGCAGGGGGGACAAAAAGAAAGGGGGGGGAAGAAAUAAAAUAAUUUAAAAAAUAAUAAUUAUUAUUUAAAAAAAAAAAAAAAAGAGGAAAAAAGAAAAAAAAAAAAAAAAAAAAAAGGAAAAUAGCCUUAAUCGACCCAGUCGUUAUCGAUAUUGUUCUUCGUCAACUUGAAAAUAAAUCAAUAAAGGAAAGUUCGCA
Messenger RNA from Catharus ustulatus (Swainson's thrush), 4109 nucleotides. RefSeq names its product ankyrin repeat domain 52 (gene ANKRD52). The record is from RefSeq and is a predicted model, not a curated record. Gene Ontology annotation, cellular component: cytoplasm. NCBI's taxonomy places the organism in Eukaryota, Metazoa, Chordata, Aves, Passeriformes, Turdidae. Gene Ontology annotation, molecular function: protein binding.